CACGGCACCACAUCCAGGGAAGGGACCUGCCCCGGGGGUGGCCACGGUGCCUUGGGGGAUGCCCCCACCCCAACACCUGAUGGGUUCCAUGUGCUGGCGUGUCCCCGCGUGUCCCCGUGUGUGCGGGCAGAGCUGUUGGAUGCCUUCAAGGAGUUCGACACGGACCAGGAUGGGUACAUCAGCUACAAGGACCUGGGCGCCUGCAUGCGCACCCUGGGGUACAUGCCCACCGAGAUGGAGCUCAUUGAGAUCUCCCAGCACGUCAAGAUGAGGAUGGGUGGCCGUGUGGACUUCGAGGACUUUGUGCAGAUGAUGGGGCCGAAGAUGCGGGAGGAGACGGCCCACAUGGUGGGCGUGAGGGAGCUCAAGAUCGCCUUCCGGGAGUUUGACAUGAACGGGGACGGGGAGAUCAGCAGCGCCGAGAUGCGGGAGGCCAUCGCAGCGCUGCUGGGGGAGCAGCUGAAGGCGCAGGAAGUGAACGAGAUCCUGCAGGAUUUGGACCUCAACGGGGACGGGCACUUGGACUUCGAUGAGUUCGUUAUGAUGCUGUCAACCCGGUAAUGACGCCUCAGGGCGGGAGGGGACACCCCCCUGCACCCCCCACCCCCCAUCUGGAUCCUUGUCAGGCACUCCCUACUUGGUUGACCAGCCCAACCUCACUGCCCGCAUUAGGGUUCAGAGUGAACAGCUGGAGCUGAGCCCAUAUCUGGAAAUGGGGCAAACUCGAGCCCUCUGACCCCAACAGCCCCCCGGGGGUGGCGGCAGGGCCGAGGGGGGGCUGGGGGACCCAAUAAACCCCCUUGAUCCGAG
Messenger RNA from Athene cunicularia (burrowing owl), 810 nucleotides. Its product is annotated as calcium-binding protein 4-like. The annotation marks the transcript as partial. The record is from RefSeq and is a predicted model, not a curated record. The transcript is spliced from 4 exons. Gene Ontology annotation, molecular function: calcium ion binding. Lineage: Eukaryota; Metazoa; Chordata; Aves; Strigiformes; Strigidae.